AUGGUUCGCAUGGAAUUUCAAAUGGAGCGAAUGAAAUCUGAAAUGGAACAAACAGUGAAAAGUGUUGACCGGAAACUGAAUGAAAUGGUUGGAAAAGAGAGAAUGAAAUCUGAAAUGGAAAGAACAGCAACAAGCGUUGAUACAAAUUUUAAGGUAAUUUAUGUGAAUACAGAUGACCCGCUUUCAGAUCAGAUUGUGACACCAACUGUGGCAUUCAAGGCUAGACUAAAUGCUCACACUGCCGCUCCUGUAAGUCAAGUUAUAGUGUUUCCUGUAGUACUCUUCAAUGAAGGAGAUGCCUAUAACAGUAAGACAGGGAAAUUUACGGCCACAACAAAUAGAUCAUAUCUUUUUACUAUAGAAUUUUGUGUCCUACAAAACAAAUAUUUGUACGUGGAUAUAAUGGUUGAUGGUGUAGCAUACACUAAGACAAACAUUGAAGACAACGAUAAUCUCGACUGUCAAACAGCUGACACUGUCGCUGUGUUAAAAGCUGGACAGAGCGUGUGGGUUCAGCCGUCUGCUAGUGACUCUGGUAAUAUAAUCCGACAUCAUUCUUUACACUAUUGGAACACAUUUUCCGGAGUUUUACUCCAUAAAUAA
Molecule: messenger RNA, 603 nt
Organism: Ruditapes philippinarum (Manila clam)
Lineage: Eukaryota; Metazoa; Mollusca; Bivalvia; Venerida; Veneridae
Product: complement C1q tumor necrosis factor-related protein 2-like
Exons: 3
Coding region: 1-603 (200 amino acids)
Molecular function (GO): protein binding
Source: RefSeq, a predicted model, not a curated record